AUGAGUUGCUUUCCGCGUCAAUCAGAAUGUUGCUGCUGUUCGUCUUGUUCGCCCUGCUGCAAUUAUAUGGGUGAUUGCUGUAAUAUUCGUCGAAAUCGGUCGUGUAUUGAUUGUUUUCCAACGCGAAUGAUCCCUGAUGUUCAAGUACCUCCCAAAAAAAUGAAGUCUAGAUCUCCUCCAAUUAGGCCUUCAAUAACAAAAAAUAAUAACAAACGCACAUCCAAAAACGGAAAGCGUUUAAGUGUACCAGUCGAGAGCGAACCCAGUAUCGAACCUAAAAAUCCUAAGCAAACAAAGAACAAGCAAAACUUUCAAUACCAAGAUCUUAAGAAACGUAUGGAGGUAAUAAGCGAGGAAGCGGAACAAGAUUCCGAUGAUGAACCAUUUAGCAGCAAAAAUAUUCAGAAUUCAUGUGCCGAUUUUCUCAGUAUUGUACAUGACACGGUAUUAGAGACGGUGCAGAGUUCUGUUGAAUGCAUGAUGAGAAAUUAUUUUGUUCAUACAAUGGAAAAGGUCGAAACGCUGUGCUCGCAGAUGAUGAGAAAUGAAUGUUUACUAAGCAAAAUGUAUUUGGAUAUUUUAGAUAAAAUAUCACAGCAAAGCGAGAAAAGUCUACGUCAAUUUAAAUGCCUGUGCCAAUUUAUUGCCGAGACUCAGAAAGAAGUUAGCGAGGAUCGUACACAGUAUCAUCGAUGCAAUUGUCCGAAUUGCACAGGCACGGAAGAAUCUUUCAUAUCGCUAGCUAAAGAAAAAGUUUUAUCGAAAGGACGCCGUCUCUCUGGCAGUGGUAAUAGUAAUAAUAAUUUCAAUGGUUACACGAGUGAAUUAACUGCACGAAGCUAUCGUGACACCGACAACGAAGUAAAACCUAACCCCUCUCUGACGAGCUGCACAAAUUUAAUACAACCUAAAACUAAAUUACUUGAAAAACCACCAAGUAAUAUCAGCAGCCUCGGUAAUGAGGUAAAUCGACGAAAUAUUAAACGAUUGAGUGAAUCCAGUCAUUUCGAGAUUUCCAAUAAUCGCAAAAUUCCUGAGCUUCCAAGGGUCGAUGACUGUUUUAAAAUCGAACAGUAUGAGAACCGUAUAGAAGGUGGCAGAUACGUUAGUGUGAAAACGGGGCCAAGUGAAACGAACAUGUCGGAUGUAAAACUGUAGGGGCAGCUAAUUUACCUUCCUGCCGUUUUUUGUGACCAGUGAAACUUAACUGUGCAUUGAAAGUGGCGAAUUGACGUUUUUAUUACGAAUAUUUCGAUGAUCCUUGAA
This is a messenger RNA of Zeugodacus cucurbitae (melon fly), 1266 nucleotides long. RefSeq lists its product as uncharacterized. The transcript has 3 exons. The record is from RefSeq and is a predicted model, not a curated record. Lineage: Eukaryota; Metazoa; Arthropoda; Insecta; Diptera; Tephritidae. Bases 1 to 1158 code for a protein of 385 amino acids.